UUUCAACACUGGAUGGACGUUGUAAAUAAUCCAGCAUUGUCUAAAUUAGCUCAUACUACUGUUAUUCGGUAUGCAAUAACCAUGUUAUAGUAUCUCAAUUUCAAACUCCCGAAAAGGAGAUGCUGCUGACAAAAACUAUUCCCAAAGAUUUUAUAGCUCCUUCUAACAUUUGCAUGCCACCGGCUAGUGAUUCGGAGACACAUCCGCACACAGGUUUACCGCUGCAUGUGAGAAGCGAAUUGCUUCAUUCGAUUGGAGUAACCAGCAGGAACAAAAUGACCCCAAGGAAACAACUUCUAUUUCACAAGCUAGGCAGCAUGGGGAGUACAUUGAAACGAUAUGAGCAUAAUUUGAUGAGUUGCAGGAAAGACGCAUUCGGGGUAAAGAAUCUACGUCAAAAAGGUUUAAUGGAAUUCUUAAACAUUUCAAUAAUUUGUUGCUCUUUGCAUGACGAAUAUAUGUAAUAAUACGGCAGUUUCGGAAUGUAUUAUUUAUAUUAUGUCAAAAUAUAUUUUGCUUCUAUUAAAUCGAAAAU
Molecule: messenger RNA, 535 nt
Organism: Dendroctonus ponderosae (mountain pine beetle)
Lineage: Eukaryota; Metazoa; Arthropoda; Insecta; Coleoptera; Curculionidae
Exons: 3
Coding region: 120-464 (114 amino acids)
Source: RefSeq, a predicted model, not a curated record